This is a messenger RNA of Dromaius novaehollandiae (emu), 2323 nucleotides long. RefSeq names its product ETS variant transcription factor 7 (gene ETV7). The transcript is spliced from 7 exons. Bases 228 to 1214 code for a protein of 328 amino acids. Gene Ontology annotation, biological process: regulation of transcription by RNA polymerase II; cell differentiation. Gene Ontology annotation, molecular function: sequence-specific DNA binding; DNA-binding transcription factor activity, RNA polymerase II-specific. Lineage: Eukaryota; Metazoa; Chordata; Aves; Casuariiformes; Dromaiidae. Gene Ontology annotation, cellular component: nucleus. The record is from RefSeq and is a predicted model, not a curated record.
GAAGGGUACCCACUCCCCACUGCAGACUGAGUCACCAGCUUUACCUCCAGAUAUGGGGUUUCCCCGGUGGCCUCCUUCCAGUGACCAGCCAGGCUUGAGCUACUUUAAAGUGCAUCAUGCUGCUCCGAGAAAGUAGCUAGAAACUAUUUGGGCAAUGUUUACUGAGGUGGAGAUGUCUCCAAAUCUAAGUGAAGGCAAGACGCAGGAGGGAAUUUUUUGCCCUGUUGAUGUGUUUGAUUUCUUUUCCCCAGGGUAAAGUGACAGUCGGUUCUUCGAGCCCAGUUGUAGCAGCUUCGCUACCACCCCAGCCCCAGGCCAGAGGCACACCCAUUGGCGAGGGGGAAAUCUUCAAGCUACCAGGAAGGCUGAGAAUCCAGCCCUCGCUGUGGAGCAAGGAGGAUGUGAUCCACUGGCUGAGAUGGGCCGAGAAAGAAUAUUCCCUUCGGCAAACGGAUGAAAGCAAGUUUGAGAUGAACGGGAAAGCCCUGUGCAUUCUCACCAAGGAUGACUUCAGAUACAGAGCUCCUAGCUCAGGUGAUGUCUUAUAUGAAUUACUACAGUAUAUCAAAACUCAAAGAAGAGCUCUGGUGUGCAGCCCUUUGCUGAACUCACCCUUCAGGGAGGUCAGGAGCACGGUGGAAGGGGUGGACUGCAGCGCACAGGCUGCCCCAGCCGCUGUUUCUUCCCCCCUGCCCAGCUGCUCGAACAGCGCCAAGCAACCCCUGUCCCCCGGCUGGACCCGCAGCCAUGAGGAGCCACUGAACCUCUCGCAUCCCAGCUCAGAUGGCAGCUGCAGGGCAGAUGCCCUCUGCUCUUUUCCUACACCCCCAUCAGCCCCAGCAGAUGGGAAGAUUGCAGACUGCAGGUUACUGUGGGACUACGUGUACCAGCUCCUCUCUGACAGCCGCUAUGAGCCUUACAUCAAGUGGGAAGACAAGGAAGCCAAGGUCUUCCGGGUCGUUAAUCCCAAUGGACUUGCCCAGCUCUGGGGGAACCACAAGAACCGGAUAAACAUGACAUAUGAAAAGAUGUCACGAGCACUCAGACAUUACUACAAACUCAACAUCAUCAAAAAGGAGCCAGGGCAGAAGCUGUUGUUUAGAUUUCUGAAGACUCCUGGGGAGAUCAUCCAUGAGAAACCCAGCAAACUGGAGCAGCUGGAGAAUGAGGAACAUGAGGAUUUCAAGGAAGACAUAUUGGAGGUCUCGCCGUAGGAAAUCUCUGAGGGUGGCAUUUGCAAUGUAUUGCAGACAGAUUUGUGCUCCACUGUGAAGUGCCAGGGUCUCGCUCUCCCAGCAGAAGGCCACAGAGCGGUGGUCAUGGAUUUUAAAACCUGUCCUGAGCAAAGGCUGUGACAGCUUUGGGGCUUUGUCAGCAAACCUCACACACCUAAAUUAUCCUCCAGUCCAGAAAAUGAAGGUGAAUGUGUGGGUUGGUCUUUUGCUUGCUUCUUUUCCCUCCUCUGUGAGGGAAUGUGGUAUUUUUUGCUUUUUGUGUUUCAAUGCUUGUCUAUAAGGUUCAAGCUUGCUGGUAAGGAUGGCUCCAUUCUUCAAACCAAGCCUGACGAGCAGAGAGCGCUGGAGCACACACUUUGCGUUGAACAUUUACUGAAGCACUUUCACUGAGAGCGGUGGUCCGCAGCAUUCACAUGCUGGUCUGAAACUGAGCCUUUGCCCCCGAUUGGGGAAUGGACUUACAUCACAGAUAUGCUGUACAUUACAAUCUCACGGGCUGCAGCGGAGCUGCUCACAGGAUUGAGGGCGGGAACAUGCUGAAAUAUCUGCCUGCAUCGGGCCCGGUCGGAGAUGUGCAGCUCCAGGCUGCAGGGAGUCUUUAAGCUGGGUCUCAUUUUAACUCCUUUCCAUCCAUAUAAUGCUUUUUAAAAUUAGCUGACUAGAUAAUGUGACAAGGAGCACAAGCCAGUAAUGAAUAUGAUCACACUCAUCAUUAGAGAUGUAGUUAUUUGCUUUGGGUACAAAACACAAAGGGGCACGGUAUUGACUCACAUCCUCCAGGGGAGCAGUUUGGGGUACUCCUGUGAAAUCCAUGGAGCUGGGCUGUGUUUUACACCAUGGGAGGAUGUAGCACAUAUAAUCUUUGCCCUCAGCUUCUGAAUACCCAAAGCAAAGUUCCCAGUGAGCUGAAGUUUACAUAGAGUAUUUGGGCAAAUAGCGGAAACAGCUGGCUUUGUAACCUCAGGUACUGUUAAUAAGUGCUGGAAGGAACAAUGUGCAUGUGUUUUUUUAAAUCUGAAAAAAUCCAUUAAUAUUUUUGGAUUACUUUUUGUUGAGGAAAUAAAAUUCUGAGACUGCACAAUUGAAAA